This is a messenger RNA of Melospiza georgiana, 1507 nucleotides long. It is a transcript of the gene NDFIP1, whose product is annotated as Nedd4 family interacting protein 1. Gene Ontology annotation, cellular component: Golgi apparatus; endoplasmic reticulum; perinuclear region of cytoplasm. Gene Ontology annotation, molecular function: WW domain binding. The coding region runs from base 1 to 1341 and encodes 446 amino acids. The transcript has 9 exons. NCBI's taxonomy places the organism in Eukaryota, Metazoa, Chordata, Aves, Passeriformes, Passerellidae. The record is from RefSeq and is a predicted model, not a curated record. Gene Ontology annotation, biological process: vacuolar transport; ubiquitin-dependent protein catabolic process; positive regulation of protein ubiquitination.
AUGGUGAGGCCGUCCGGGACCGCCGCCGCCUCCGCCGGGGAUCGCCGCCGCCUCCCGGAUCACCGCCGCCGCCCGUGCGGAUCAGCCGUGCCCGCAGCCUCCGCUUUCCCCCGGCUCGCCCUGCCCGGGAUCACCGCCCCUGUGCCGAUCAGCCCUGCCCGCAGCCUCCGCUUCCCCCGGCUCGCCCUGCACGGGAUCACCGCCCCUGUGCCGAUCAGCCCUGCCCGCAGCCUCCGCUUCCUCCCGGCUCGCCCUGCCCGGGAUCACCGCCCCUGUGCCGAUCAGCCGUGCCCGCAGCCUCCGCUUCCUCCCGGCUCGCCCUGCCCGGGAUCACUUCCGCGGAGGGCGGGGAGCGCCGGGCCCGGCCCCCGGGAGGAACCGGGCAGCGCCGGAGCGGGGCGGCCGAACGGGGCGCGCCGGGAGCUGCGGCUGCCGGGCGGUGCUCGGGUGGGCAUCGGGCACAGCCUGCACUCGCUGCUGUUGCGGGUCUCUCCCAGCCCCGGUGUUUCUGUGAUUCCGCGGCCGUUCCAGGAGCGCUGCUCGCGGCCCGGGGCGGCUCCGGCGGCGGGCGGGGCGGGAGGCGGCGCGGCCGAGCGUGACGGGGAGGGCGGGAGCGAGCGGAGCCCGCAGCGAGCAGCGACCGGGCCGCCGCCGCCUCCGCCUGCGCAGCGCCCGCACCGACCCCGCAGCGCCAUGGCGGCCGCGGCCGCCGAGCCCAGCACCGGCCGCUACCAGCAGCUGCAGAAUGAAGAGGAGCCGGGCGAGGCCGUGCCGGUGGUGAACGACGCCCCUCCGCCCUACAGCAGCAUUUCUGCAGACAGCACAGCUUACUUUGACUACAAGGAUGAGUCAGGGUUCCCGAAGCCGCCGUCCUACAACGUGGCCACCACUCUGCCCAGCUACGACGAGGCCGAGAGGAGCAAGGCUGAGGCCACCAUUCCCCUGGUUCCUGGCAGGGAUGAUGACUUUGUGACACGGGAUGACUUUGAUGACACUGACCAGCUGAGGAUAGGAAAUGAUGGCAUUUUCAUGCUGACUUUCUUCAUGGCAUUCCUCUUCAACUGGAUUGGAUUUUUCCUGUCUUUCUGUCUGACUACUUCAGCUGCAGGACGAUAUGGGGCCAUUUCUGGCUUUGGUCUGUCUCUUAUUAAGUGGAUCCUUAUUGUCAGGUUCUCCACCUAUUUUCCUGGUUACUUCGAUGGCCAGUACUGGCUUUGGUGGGUCUUCCUUGUACUAGGUUUUCUGCUGUUUCUCAGAGGAUUUAUUAAUUAUGCAAAGGUUAGGAAGAUGCCAGAUACGUUUUCCACUCUUCCCAGAACCAGAGUUCUCUUUAUUUACUAAAGAUGUUUUCUGGCAAAUGUCUUCCUGCAUUAGAGAAAUCCCCCCCAAGAAGCAGCAGGACACCUGCAGGAAGUGAAUCAAGGCUCUGGAGCAGAAGAAAAAAUAAUCACCUGCUUUAAAAUAAAUAAAUAAAAGUACUGUUGGAAAAAGAAAAAAAAAAAAAGGA